AUGGAUGUUGCACUUAGAAUUGUAAGAUACAUCAAGAAGGAUCCAGGAAAGGGUCUGCUGUUCAAGGUUGCAAGUAAUGAUAAGAUUGUAGCCUACUAUGAUGCUGAUUUUUCUGCUGGUCCCAUGUCAAGGAAGUAUGUCAUAGGGUUUUGCAUCAAGAUUGGAGAUUCUCUUGUUUAUUGGAAAUCAAAAAAGCAGAAUACAGUCGCCAGGUCCUCAGCUGAGGUAGAAUACAGAAGCAUGGCCAUGACAACUUUUGAACUAGUUUGGUUGAAAGGUUUGGGAUUCUUGAAGAGGCCGGUUUCCACAUUUAGCUGCAAUUUUAACAGCAUUAAGCAUCGCUUUCUGAAUGAUAGUUUGGCUGGUACUUUUAGUGAGAAGGUGACUAGAACUGUGAGGCAAUUCUCUCCACAUUUAGCAGCUAGUAUUGAAGCUUAA
Messenger RNA from Hibiscus syriacus, 438 nucleotides. Its product is annotated as secreted RxLR effector protein 161-like. The transcript is spliced from 3 exons. The coding region runs from base 1 to 438 and encodes 145 amino acids. The record is from RefSeq and is a predicted model, not a curated record. Lineage: Eukaryota; Viridiplantae; Streptophyta; Magnoliopsida; Malvales; Malvaceae.